AUGGAUACCCCAUAUCUAAAAUCUUAUUAUCGACGAGGUUCUACAUUUCUAAGUUCUAAACAAAUAGAAACAAUUAGAACGCUCAAGGGAAAGGUUCCCAAAUAUAGAAUAAUAAGAGAUUUCCAUAUUAAUGAAAAUCGAGUUAAUGAUAUAUGGGAAAGUCAUGAACGUCAGCAACAAAUAAUACAAAAUACUAUUUCCUCUGAAAUAUUACCUAUAUCAACAAUCUUACCUGAACAUUCUAAUCGAAUUGAAAGCGAGGUUUUAUUACAAGGCAAGGCUUUAGGCGGUGAAUCGGAGUUGAGACAAAGACUUGAAGCUCAGCUUCCUCGAGACCCCGCCUCUUCUUUGAAUCAUGUUUCUUCGAAUCUACAUCUGGAAUCUAUUACCCCCCUCAAUACAGAAAUAAAAAAGAGAAGCUCCAAAUCUCGGUCUAAAUUUAUGCGUAUAUCUGAUCCAAUAUCUAGUGAUAACGUCGAUUCUACAGAAAAAAUAAGUGGGGGUGGUAUAAAUAAUAUUUCCAAUACAGAUAUAGUUGCCCAAAUUGAGCGAGAAAUAAAAAGAAAAGAUAAAAACUUAGCUAGUAGUGCUCGUAUAAU
Messenger RNA from Entrophospora candida, 599 nucleotides. Lineage: Eukaryota; Fungi; Glomeromycota; Glomeromycetes; Entrophosporales; Entrophosporaceae. The record is from the annotation of a GenBank genome assembly.